ACGGGCCGGGGCCUGGGCGCGCGGGAAGCGGAGCGCGCGCUGGAGCCGCUGACUGACGGUGUCCCUGUAGGAACGCUGCCCGCGACUCGGGAGGAUGAAGGUCAUCACUUGCGAGAUCGCCUGGCACAACAAGGAGCCGGUGUACAGCCUGGACUUCCAGCACGGCGCGGCCGGGAGGGUCCACAGGCUGGCGUCGGCGGGCGUGGACACUGCCGUGAGGGUCUGGAAGGUGGAAAAAGGACCGGAUGGAAAGGCCAUUGUUGAAUUUUUGUCCAAUCUGGCCCGCCACACCAAAGCCGUCAAUGUCGUGCGCUUCUCUCCAAAUGGGGAGAUUUUAGCAUCCGGAGGAGACGAUGCGGUCAUUCUGCUGUGGAAGGUGAACGACAGCAAGGAGCCCGAGCAGGUGGCCUUCCAGGACCAGGACGAGGCGGAGCUGAACAAGGAGAACUGGACGGUGGUGAAGACGCUGAGGGGCCACCUAGAAGAUGUGUACGAUAUCUGCUGGGCCACCGAUGGCAAUUUGAUGGCUUCCGCCUCUGUGGACAACACGGCCAUCAUCUGGGACGUCAGUAAAGGACAGAAGAUCUCGAUUUUUAAUGAACAUAAAAGUUAUGUACAAGGAGUUACCUGGGAUCCUUUGGGCCAGUAUAUUGCGACCCUGAGCUGUGAUCGGACCCUGAGGGUGUACAGCACACAGAAGAAGCGCGUGGCUUUCAAUGUCUCGAAGAUGCUGGCGGGCACGGGCGCCGAGGGAGAGGCCAGGAGUUACCGGAUGUUUCACGACGACAGCAUGAAGUCGUUCUUCCGGAGGCUGAGCUUCACUCCCGACGGCUCCCUGCUGCUCACCCCAGCCGGAUGCGUGGAGUCUGGCGAAAAUGUAACCAACACCACGUACCUCUUCUCCAGGAAGAAUCUGAAAAGGCCUGUGGCGCAUCUCCCGUGUCCCGGAAAAGCCACACUUGCUGUCCGCUGCUGCCCUGUCUACUUUGAGUUGAGACCGGAGACGGAAACAGACGGGCCGGCCCCGGGGCCGCUGGUGCGCCUGCCCUACCGCGUGGUGUUCGCCGUGGCUUCCGAGGACUCCGUGCUCUUCUACGACACCCAGCAGCUCUUCCCUUUCGGCUACGUGUCCAACAUCCACUACCACACCCUGAGCGACAUCUCCUGGUCCAGCGAUGGGGCCUUCCUGGCCAUUUCCUCCACCGAUGGCUACUGCUCCUUCGUGACGUUUGAGAAGGGUGAGCUUGGAGCACCUUUCAAAGAGAAGCCGGAUCUGAGCAUGAGAACUCCUGAGACAGCGAAGAAAACCAAGCGUCAGACCCAACAGGAGUCCUCGCCGGGACCCAGGCUGGGGGAGGGCACCCAGGGCAUCCGCAGAUCGGCCCGAGGUCCCGCCGCCGCUGCAGAGAGGACCGCGCCUGCCCCUGACCCCCUGACCCCUAGCCCCCAGCAGCUGUGCUGCCCGGUUUCCUCCCUGGACAUCGGGGAGGUUACCUCCCGGCUCCGUCUGCUGCCUGCUCAGCGGAGAGUGACCGUGAUGCCCUUGAAGACAGACGCCCCGGAUUCUGCGCCAGGGAGUGUGGUUUCUGCCCCGCCCACGGAGGUCCAGCCAGCCUUGUCGGUGAACGUUUCAGAGCCGCCUGGAGACGUGCAGGUCAGCCCCCCGGAGCGGAAGCGGCCCAGGCCCGCGGAGGACAGAGGCGGCGCCCAGGGGCUGGAGCCGGGGGGAGACCUGGCUUGUGCUUGAAGGCUGCACGGCUGGGGACUCCCAUCGCUCGGGGAAGGGCCGACGACCCCAGGUCAGGGCAUCAGAGGAGCCUGGAGGGCCCCCAACCUGAUUCCUGGACCAAGCUGCACGUGGCCGGCGUCCCCCAGCGAAGGGCCUGCUCCUGCCUUCGCGUGAGUUUGCCUGAGACGCGGACAUGUCACAGGGCCAGCCCUCCCCUGACACGUUUCUGGAGCUGGACCCGUCCAACAUUGUCCGGUGUGAACACCAGUCGCUCCUCCCUGAAACCCUGCAGAAGUGAGACCCUCACGGGGGCCUGGUGAAUGCCAGGUGUUCGAAUGGUUAUUAGAUUUCCCUUGUACAUAGUGGGUUAACUUUUGGCAGUUUGUUUUAUUUGCGUUCUGAUUUUAAAGGUAAUAAUGCUCGUUCUAAACAGUUAGUAAACCGGCGUGAAGGGGAAAAGCAGUUGGGGGUCGGGAGCUUCGUCCUCCCACCCCCUGCUUUGGCAUAAAGACUGUUUUAUUCUUUUUAAGGAGAGAGGUGAGAUUUUACUUGAGAUACAAUUUGGUAUCCAAAUAGGUUAACUUUUUAGGUUGAUUUUUCAAAGAAGAAAAAGUAACUUAGUCAUUUA
Molecule: messenger RNA, 2357 nt
Organism: Myotis davidii
Lineage: Eukaryota; Metazoa; Chordata; Mammalia; Chiroptera; Vespertilionidae
Gene: CHAF1B
Product: chromatin assembly factor 1 subunit B
Exons: 15
Coding region: 95-1747 (550 amino acids)
Biological process (GO): nucleosome assembly; DNA replication-dependent chromatin assembly
Cellular component (GO): nucleus; CAF-1 complex
Molecular function (GO): protein binding
Source: RefSeq, a predicted model, not a curated record